Messenger RNA from Capronia epimyces CBS 606.96, 1206 nucleotides. RefSeq lists its product as uncharacterized. The record is from RefSeq and is a predicted model, not a curated record. Gene Ontology annotation, cellular component: membrane. The transcript has a single exon. Gene Ontology annotation, biological process: arachidonate metabolic process. Lineage: Eukaryota; Fungi; Ascomycota; Eurotiomycetes; Chaetothyriales; Herpotrichiellaceae. Bases 1 to 1206 code for a protein of 401 amino acids.
AUGCUGAUGAUCGUCGACGAACUCAUGAACGCGAUUGCUGCCAACGAGGGCAACACGGGAGGCAAACCUCUUCCAUGUGAAGUCUUUGAUGUCAUCGGGGGCAUCGGUGUUGGCGGCUGGAUCGCCAUCCUGCUGGGCCGACUACACCUGGACAUCCCAACGUGUAUACGGGCCUACGUCGAGAUCGUCAAUGCCGUCACCGCCCGCUCGUGGGUCGAGAAGCGCCGGUUACGAUGGCACAACGCCAAUUUCGACCAGCCGCGUCUUCUGACCAAGGUCAGCGACAUUGUGAAGCGAUACUCCAAGGACACCGGCGACACCGGCGACAAGAUGCUGUGCCAUGACACGCAGUGGCCGCGAUGCCAGUAUACCUUCGCUGCCGCGGCUGAAAAGGGCUCGAGCCCCAGUCGCAAAUACCAGAUCUUCCGUACUUACCCAACACCCGAGGGACCGCAAUGGCCAGGACCUGACGCUGCAGAGUGUCGGAUUGCCGAUGCGUUCGCGGCGACAGCAGCGUGUAAAUAUCUGUUCAACUCGUUCAGCCUGGACCACUCUUCCGUUAAGCUCUUCGAUGCUGAUAGCAUGGAUCCUCACGCCAUCACGCUUCUUGCCAUGGACGAAAUCACUAGUCUUACGUCCACGCCUCAUCCGAUCCAACUGGCAAUCAACAUCGGAUCAGGCGCAUCCACCGAGCGGGACUUUCGCUCGCUCGCCGGAUUUUCGAGGAUCUUUUCCUUUGGUACACCGUUGGAAAAGAGGGGGACUUUGCUCCGCGACACCAUUGCGAGAGACCUGCGCCAGUCAACACCGAAAACCAAGUUGGAAUUCGUAGAGCGGCUGGAUAUCCCACGGCCUGAAGGAGCCAGUGGUGCAUCCAAGCAGGAAACAGAUCCCCACGACGACAAGCUGACGGAGAUGGCCAUCCUGCUCGAGAACAAGUAUCACGAAGACAUUGAUGUUGCGUUGAAAGAGUACUAUACCCAGUAUCACAGCGGCUGUCUGGACCUCAAACCAAAGUACAUCUCGCUAGGACCGACGGUGGCACCGAGGAACACAGUGGUAAAUGACGUGGCGGCGGCCGACACCACAUAUCAGGCGACAUGCGCGUAUAUCAAGCGCCUGCGGCCGCAGAUUGAUGAAAAAGCGGCUCCGUUGUGUUGUUCAGACGAUGCAUUGCAGGGGGAUUGGACUGGAUAUGUCAAUUAG